Messenger RNA from Lycium ferocissimum, 2666 nucleotides. Its product is annotated as transcription factor SRM1-like. Lineage: Eukaryota; Viridiplantae; Streptophyta; Magnoliopsida; Solanales; Solanaceae. The record is from RefSeq and is a predicted model, not a curated record. The transcript is spliced from 4 exons. The coding region runs from base 2090 to 2650 and encodes 186 amino acids. Gene Ontology annotation, molecular function: DNA binding.
AGGAGGUAGCAUGUAUUCCGUGGAAUUAGUCGAGGUGCGUGUUAGAUGGCCACAUUGUAGUUAUGGAAAAAAUAAAGGAACUUUACAAGUUUAAUUCAGUUUUGAAAAAUCCAAGUGUGACAUUUCUAUGCUAGUUAUUUAUUAGGUUUGUUUGGUUUUUGGGAUUCUUAAGUUUUCUCAAAUAUAUCUGUGCAUCUGUACUUACUUUAAGUAUUCAGUAAGUGAAGGUUUGAUACUGGAAUGAAUUCAUUCAGAAGCUAAAUUAGAGUAUCGAAUGAGGCUAAAGAAGUUUUAUUGACUCUACUUUGUGGUUAAUCAUAAUGCUUUUUGCUAAGUGUGCUAGUAUUUUUAGAGUCUCGAAAAAAUGUCUAGAGAAAACUGAAAAAAGGAAAAAGAAUGAACUUCUAUGAUGCAUUUCUGAUUUCAAAUGAGGAAUUAAUUAAUCUUUCGUACAAUCAUUUGUUCAAAGUGGCAAGGAUUUUUUUCCUUUCUAUUUUGUUGGAUAUUGUUCUCAAACUUUUAAGCUUGAGAUGUAUACUAGUGGUAGAAGAUGCAACUGUUAUAAGUUGAACAAUCUUAGAAUGAUAUUUACUUUGUAGUGGAAUAGCGGAGAUAGGAUUAAAUGGCUACCUCGUAUUAAUGUAAUUGAUAUUCUACCCUUUCAUAGGAAAAAGUGGGACCUAUGAAUGAGUAAAAUUUGUUUACAGCGCGGCGCCGUGCCAAAGAGGUGCUGCAAAGAUCAUUUCCUCUCCCUAAAUUAGUAGUAUAGAUAAAAUAGUCUAGAGUACAUAUUUUCCGAGAAGAAUUCUAUGUAAUCUCCAAAUGCACCAGCAUAUACUAGGAUAUUAUCAAUGGAAAAGGUAGGUGUUUGAUUAGCUGUGAUGCUGACAUCUAUGGAACUGGUAGCUAUUUUUAGGAUCAGCCCAAGUCAUGGUAUUUGAUUUCUCAUUAGUAUGAAAUACCAAAGGUGGCCCUUUCUCUUUUUAGAGGCUUUUGAGUACUAGACCAAAGAUGUUGACCUGUGUGUGUUGCUUGAUCUUUCAGACGAAGAAAUGAUAAUAUUUGUUUGUCUUGCCCAGUUGCCUUAAAAUCUCGUAUUAUCCUAUAUUUUGAUCCAUAAAAUAAUGCAGUUACUUGUGUUUGUAUAUUUGUGUGGCCUCAAUUUUGAAGUGAACGGUCGCACUAAAAAGGAAAGAUCUUUGGUUCUAUGUACAGUUUUCUGAUGAAGAUGUUCUUUUUUUUUUUUUCCUUAAAGGAAGCAUAAAGUUAGAUCCGGUGCACAGCAAUAGAUGUUGAAAGCUAAGUGAUGGAGAUGUCCUAGUGUCGGCCCACGCCACGCUCCAGAGGUGCCCUCUGCUGGUACAGUGAUUAAAAGAGAGGGGGGGUUGGGAGGAAAGGCACCUGUUUAGUUCUAUGUAUAUAACCUACUGCUAAAGUUUGGUAUGCAAAUAUAGCCAUUCUAGAAGGUUGCGACAACAGAACAAUACACUAGAAGAUGCUGCAAAUGAACCAACCGUGCAAGGAACAUGUAAUGGCAUGAGAGUUCGUGAAGUAAAAGGCCCCUGCUGCAUUGGCUCAUCCGUAACAAAGCAGUGGUCAUCCUAGUGAAAUCCGAGAGAGGUUAUGGUUUACCUCUAUAAACAACAGAUUCUCAUUUGCCAAAACCAAAUAUGUGAUCUGUGAAUAGGUCUUCCAAAUCAAAGAUGUUGUCUUCCUCGCUGCUCGGGUUUGAACAGGGAUAAGUUCCACCACCACUAGGCCGGGAAUAGAUGGUAAUUGCAUGGUAGGAUUUGAGCUGGGGUGGAACCACCGCCACUAGUGCCAGGAAUUGAUGGCAAUUGCAAGGAAUCGACACAACGACCUCCCUCAGGAGCUCCUAUGGUGCUCUCGAAACUAUUCUUAGCACCACUACUAGAAGAUGUACAACCAUGGACUCCAAUAUGACCAGCAAUUGAUAAUGGCAAACUUGCAGUGUUAACGACAGGACCUACUUGAGUGGCUCCAAUCAGCUGCUUGGUCAAUAGCUCUUCCAGCUCAUACGCAACAUUAUUGACUGGAUGAGUGUACAUUCUAACUGAGAUCCAACAAAAUGAGCUUUGACCGAACAUGCAGUAGCUCCGCCUGGACUAAGGAGGAAGACAAAGCAUUCGAGACCGCCCUGCCUAUUUAUUUUGGAGACAGCGAUCUACUGAUGAAGAUAGCAGCAGCAGUUCCUCAGAAAUCUCUUCAAGAAAUUACUCAGCAUUAUAAUGACCUUGACGAAGAUGUAAAUGAUAUCGAGUCAGGUAAAGUUCCCCUACCUAAAUAUGGGAAAAUGCAAAGUUGUUCCAGCCGUAGAAGUAGGUCAUCGGGAGCAGUGGUAGAACGGAGAAAAGGGAUUCCCUGGACUGCAGAAGAACACAGGUUGUUUCUCCAAGGGUUGGAGAAAUAUGGUAAAGGUGAUUGGCGGGGUAUAUCGAGGAACUGUGUGAGAUCUAGAACAGCAACACAGGUGGCAAGCCAUGCCCAAAAGUUCUUCAAUCGAUUAAAUGACAAUGACAGGGCGAAGAGGAGAAGCAGCAUUCAUGAUAUCACUAGCGUGAAUGCUGCUGAUACUACUAAAUCUUCACAAGGUCCAAUCACUGACUAUGUAACUGAAGCUUUUGACUGAAGGAAUGAUAUCUUUA